GGCUCUGGGCUGGCGCAUGGGGCUGUCGGGGCCGCUCGGAACGUACGGAGCGUCGAGGCGUGAGUGCUGAAGACUCAGGGAACACAUCCUUUGGGACAGCUCAAUGGCCCUGGGUGAAGAAAAGGCUGAGGUGGAAGCAUCCGUGCAAGAAGGGGCCCAGCCCUACCAGAGAUGGAGUCACGGGCUGGACCCUCCAGGGCCCGUGCCUGGUGAACAGCCGCGCCUGGAAGCCGAAGGAGGGCCUGCCUCUCCUGUGUGGGGUGCAGAGGGGCUUGCUGACUCCCCCUGCAGUCCGGCUGGAGUUCACCUGCCUCUGGCCAAGGACACCGGAAGAGAACCAGCCCCUCUCAGUGGCCAACUUCCUCCUGGACACCUUCCACACUCCGUGGGAAACCAGGUGGAGGAAGCUGUGCUUUCUGCCUGCAAGGAGCUACCUCAGCCACUGCCUCCUCCCAGAACUGCAGCUGUUUGCUCAGGACAUGAUGCGGACACCGAAGAUGACCCCUCUCCAGUGCGUUCGCCCCAGGGGCUGGGCCUCAGUCAGCAGCCUCACGUCUCAGGUUUCCCUCUUGCAGGGGCUACAACUGCACAGCUAACCAGCUGCGGCCUCUCUGCCUCCUCCACAGGCAGCAGUCUCCAAGGUCACCAAAAGAUAGCAGAGCCUCAGACCUGCUCCCUUGCCAAGGUCUCCUCCCUGGAGCUGAUGGUCCCACAGACAGGCCCCUCUCGGCAGAGGCCAGAGCCUGGGUGCCAAUGGUCACCACAGGCCAGGAACUGUGGGGUUGAUGCUGCUGGCCUGGGCAGGAGGCGCCUCUCCUUCCAGGCAGAGUACUGGGCCUGCGUGCUGCCAAAUUCCCUGCCUCCUUCCCCUGACCGCCACUCCCCACUCUGGAACCCAAAUAAAGAGUAUGAAGAGCUGCUGGACUACACUUACCCACUGAGGCCUGGGCCUCAGCCUCCCCAGGUCCGGUACAGCAGUGUGCCAGCUGACCCCAUCCUGCAGGACUCGGGUGUAGACCUGGAUAGCUUUUCUGUGUCCCCAGCAAGUACCCUCAAAUCGCCCACUAAUGCCUCCCCCAAUUGCCCACCCCUAGAGGCCACGGCUGUGCCAUUUUCCAUGACAACAGAGUCCCACCUAAAGCAGUGGCCCUCUGAAGUACCCCAGAAGCAGGGCAGCACAGACCUGGCACCUUGGAGCCGGCUGGCAUCUACACCCAGGGCCCCAGGUACCAGGGAUGCCUCUUGGGAGAGCAGAGAAUCAACUCCAGGGGACAAGCAUCUCAAGGUGGGCUCUCCACAGCAGAGGACUUGGGACAGAGGGUGGCCUUCAUCCAGGCCAGAGAGGGAUAAAAGGGCCAGCCAGAGUGCCCACUGCCCUGUCGGCAUAGUCUCUGGCUGGCGUUCAGAAGAGGAAGUGGACAGUGACGACGAGUACCUGGCCCUGCCCACUCGGCUCACACAGGUUUCUAGUUUGCUUUCAUAUCUGAGUUCUAUUCCCACCUGGAUGCCCCCUCCUGGUGGGGCUGCUGAAGGACAGAGCUCCCUUGAAGUGUCAGACAGCGAUGGGCCAGCUUCUCUGCCAUCCAGCUGCAGCCGGGGCCAGCUCCCCUCUGAGGCCACCCUGCACACCUCUGGGGACCUAGAGAGCCAGAACCACUGUUUCCUGCCCUCCUUCAUCUGUGCCCAGGACUCUGCAGGGGAGGGCAGUCUGCUGAGCAGCCAGACCCCAGGGACUGCCUCUGGACUGCCAAAGACCCAGGCCUGCUUGCCAGCUAUGCUGGACACGUGGUCUUCCUCAGCCCUAGCUGCUGAAGGGCAGCUUCCUGGGGAAGAGCAGGGGCAAGAAUCGCUGGUGCAGUGUGUGAAGAUAUUUUGUACCCAGCUGGAAGAACUGAUCCGCUGGCUAUACAACGUGGCCGAUGCUACGGACCCAGGGACUCCUCCUGGCUCCAGCCUCACGGCUCUCAAGUCUUCUCUGCAGCUGUACCGGCAAUUUAAGAGAGAAAUAGAUGAACAUCAGUCCUUGACGGAGAGCGUCUUACAGAGAGGGGAGAUGCUUCUUCAGUGCCUGCUGGAUAAUGCCCCAGUCUUAAAGGAUGUCCUUGGGAGGAUCGCGAAGCAGUCGGCUGAGCUGGAGAGCCAUGCAGACCGCCUGUAUGACUCUAUCUUAACUUCUCUGGACCUGCUAGCUGGCUGCGCCCUCACCCCUGAGAACAAGCCGACAAGAGCCAAGGAGCGCCAGUGUGAAAGAGUUUAACCUGACUACUUCUCAAACAGAUGCAAUUCUUCAGCCAAAAGUUGCUUUGCAAGAAGAAACCUUUCAAAAUGUCCUUGAAAGACCCAAGUCCGGGGAAAGCAAGUCUAGCAUACUAGCUUUAAAAUGCCUUUCUCCCUCCGUGAAGCAGGGCUGUUAAGUUACUCCUUCUAAACACUAAAGUUUUCUGUUUGGUGCUUCUCUACAAAGAGCACAUGACUUUGUAGUUUUUGAUAAAAUU
Messenger RNA from Ochotona curzoniae (black-lipped pika), 2495 nucleotides. RefSeq names its product centrosomal protein 68 (gene CEP68). NCBI's taxonomy places the organism in Eukaryota, Metazoa, Chordata, Mammalia, Lagomorpha, Ochotonidae. The record is from RefSeq and is a predicted model, not a curated record. The coding region runs from base 104 to 2257 and encodes 717 amino acids. The transcript is spliced from 7 exons.